This is a messenger RNA of Anoplophora glabripennis (Asian longhorned beetle), 2094 nucleotides long. It is a transcript of the gene Rbbp5, whose product is annotated as retinoblastoma-binding protein 5 homolog. Bases 133 to 1572 code for a protein of 479 amino acids. Gene Ontology annotation, molecular function: protein binding. Gene Ontology annotation, cellular component: Set1C/COMPASS complex. The record is from RefSeq and is a predicted model, not a curated record. The transcript has 10 exons. NCBI's taxonomy places the organism in Eukaryota, Metazoa, Arthropoda, Insecta, Coleoptera, Cerambycidae.
CCGUGUUCAUGUUGUCAGAUUGGUAUCCUGUGCACAAAAACAACAAAGUAUACAACGGAAAGUUAUGUGAGAAAAAAUGAUUUGAAUUAUAUUUAUAUUUUUACUUGAAAUGUUAGUACUGCAAUUAUAAAAAUGAAUUUAGAAUUAUUAGAAUCGUUCGGACAAAAUUAUCCUGAGGAGUUUGAUGGAACACUUGAUUCUUUAUCCAUUGCAUUAACAUGUGCAUUCAAUAAAAGGGGCACACUUUUAGCAGUGGGUUGCAAUGAUGGACGGAUAGUGAUUUGGGAUUUUUUGACGCGAGGCAUUGCAAAAAUUAUUUCAGCCCACGUGCAUCCAGUUUGCAGUAUAAGUUGGUCAAGAAACGGCCACAAAAUUGCGUCUGCCUCGACUGAUAAUACAGUGUGUAUUUGGAAUAUUCUGUCGGGUGAAUGUGAACAGAAAUACAGGUUUCCUUGUGCAGUUUUAAAAGUACAAUUUGAACCGAGGAGUCUCGAGAGAUUACUUGUUUGUCCUAUGAAACAUGCAGCAAUUCUAGUAGAUACCAAUGGAAUACAUCAAGUAUUGCCCAUAGAUGAGGAUGGCGAUUUAAAUAUUGUCGCAUCGUUUGAUAGACGAGGCGAAUAUGUGUAUACCGGAAAUGCAAAAGGAAAAGUUUUAGUAUUAGAUUCUCAUACGUUAGAAGUUAAAGCGAGUUUUCGAAUUGUAUUGGGUAGUUCAAGUGCAACAGCUGUUCGUAGCAUUGAAUUUGCAAGAAGGGGAGAUUGCUUUCUAAUAAAUACAGCAGAUCGAGUAAUAAGAGUGUAUGACAGUAAAGAAAUUUUAACUUACGGGAAGGAUGGGGAACCAGAACCUAUACAAAAAUUGCAAGACUUAGUUAACAAAACCAUGUGGAAAAAGUGUUGUUUUUCUGGAGAUGGCGAAUAUAUAUGUGCUGGAUCAGCACGGCAACACGCCCUUUAUAUUUGGGAAAAAUCCAUCGGAAAUCUUGUAAAAAUAUUACAUGGUACAAAGGGAGAACUACUGUUAGAUGUCGCUUGGCAUCCCGUAAGGCCUAUCAUUGCCAGCAUAUCUUCAGGUGUCGUAAGUGUAUGGGCACAAAAUCAGGUAGAAAAUUGGUCAGCGUUUGCGCCCGAUUUUAAGGAAUUGGAUGAAAACGUAGAGUACGAGGAGAGAGAAAGUGAAUUUGAUCUGACCGACGAAGAUAAAUCUAUCGCAAGUGGUGGCGAUGACAAAGAAGACACUGACAUGGAGGUUGAUGUUUGCGCCAUAGAUCCAGUAGCAGCGUUUUGUAGUUCGGACGAGGAAAACGAAAAUUCGGACUGUUUGCAGUUCUUACCUAUUGCCCCCGAGAUUGAAGAUCCGGAAGACAAUUGGGCACCUACGGAUAGCAUUCUGUCGGCCUCGACCCAGGGUAACGGUCCGCCGCCGGCAAAGAAGAAGAAAUAUAAAUCGUACGAUAUAGCUCUCGAAAAUAUAUCAGACGGAGAAGUGCACCCCUUAUUAAGCAAUAAAUCUAACAAGGAUAAACAAGUGGCAGGCGGUAAGAAAGCAGCAGGACGGCCGAGAAAAUAACUGUCUCCGAAUAAAUCUGUCGCAAUCUGAUUCGUGAAUAAUAAACUAUACAUUUUUGUCAACAAUAUAUUUUUCCUACUAUUUUACAAUACUCUAUUACAUUGUAAAAAAAAGUAACAAAAAUUUAUUUGUUCAUUACAACUCAGCGCAUUUCCAAACGAUACAAUAAGAAGCCUUGGCAACGCACUUACGUGUAAAAAAUAAGUGAAACGGUCAUUUCAUUGACUAAAACCAUUCAACGUUAAAAAUAAUAAACAUUUAUUUUGAACCUCUCUUACAUGGAUAAAAAUAUAUACAUAAGAUCGUAAAGAUGUCUUGCUGUUAGGGAGCUGCAAAAUAUAAUUGAAAAAAAUGUGAAAGAAUUGCUUCGUUAAACUUCAAUUGCAGAUAGGUCCAACGAUGAAUUUUUUUUUAGACUAAUUCGUACAAUCACGUCGCGGCUUUUAUCCGAUAAGUAUACCGACACCGAGCCUAAACUGAUUUUUACUGUGAUUCAUGAGUCCGCUAAGCGCUAAAGUAAAA